AUGAUCAUGUCCCUGGUGCCACCGGGGGGUGCGGACUCCCCGAGUCCACGGCGAGCUGUUAGUCCCCUUCUGGAGAUGCGCAGGCCACAUUGUACUCUCGCCUGUGAUUACUGCGCGGCUAUACUUGAAGACAAAUUUAAACGUAGCGCCGAGACGCGCAACAGAGGCACAUCUCCACUAUCAGUAUCACCACGACAAUCUCUAACUGGGGAACCACCUUGGACUUUGCCAGAUGACGAUCGACCUGACUUCUCAGCGCUCAAGGAAAACAUUCACAGAAUCAACAAAGAUUGCGAAACUUCGACACGUCUAGACAUGUUACUGACGCAAGUGGAGCAGUAUGCAAACAACCUCGAAGCUUUGGUAGAGGAGAGAACUUCUGACUAUCUCGAGGAGAAGAGGAAAUGCGAGGAAUUGUUGUAUCAGUUGCUACCAAAGUCUGUUGCUUCCCAAUUAAUAAUGGGACAGCCGGUAAUGGCGGAAACAUAUGAUCAGGUGACCAUAUACUUCAGUGAUAUUAUCGGCUUCACAAAACUGUCAGCUGAGUCCACACCGCUGGAAGUGGUGGAUCUACUCAAUGAUCUGUAUACAAGCUUCGAUUCAGUCAUUGAGAACUUUGAUGUUUACAAGGCAAGCGACGCGUAUAUGGUGGUCUCAGGUCUACCCAUGCGCAAUGGCAACAGGCAUGCAGCAGAGAUUGCACGCAUGUCCUUGGCUUCUACUCAAUGCUGUGCGUGCAAAAAACCGUCCCUCACAGGCGCGGUGAACGUCUGCUACUCAGGAUUGGCAUGCAUACAGCACUAUGACAUCAUCAAAUCACAAAAAAAAAAAGCCAUCAUACAUUACAUACUUAAAAUAGAAAAACAAUCAAUCUGGCUUAAAACAAAACAAUCGGAUAGGAAUAUUGUUGAUAGCACCAACGAUGGUGCAAAUUUGGACGCCAAGGCGUAA
Messenger RNA from Arctia plantaginis, 951 nucleotides. The record is from the annotation of a GenBank genome assembly. Lineage: Eukaryota; Metazoa; Arthropoda; Insecta; Lepidoptera; Erebidae.